UGUCAUGUGACCGGCCCGCACGGAAGACGGAGGAAUGGCGGCGUAUCUGCAGUGGAGGCGAUUCGUUUUCUUUGAGAAGGAGCCGGUGCGGCUUACCGGGGAGGGCGGGGAACCUCUCACCCUGCCGCCCGGGCUGAGCGUCUGCGACUCCAGCCGCGGUAGCCUGCUGUUUGGGGAUAUGACCGGCCAGAUUUGGUUCCUGCCCCGUUCCCUCCAGCUCACCUCUUUCCAGGCUUAUAAACUCCGCGUCACCCACCUGCAUCAGCUAAAGCAACACAACAUCCUGGUCUCUGUCGGCGAGGAUGAGGAGGGGGUGAAUCCUGUGGUCAAGGUUUGGAACCUGGAGAAACGGGAUGGAGGAAACCCCCUUUGCACAAGAAUCUUUCCUGCAAUUCCUGGUAAUAAGCCGACGGUUGUUUCGUGCAUCACAGUUCAUGAAAAUCUCAACUUUAUGGCCAUCGGUUUUGCCGAUGGAAGUGUUAUCUUAACCAAGGGGGAUAUAACUCGAGACAGACAUAGCAAGACGCAGAUUCUGCAAGAGGGGAGUUAUCCGGUCACAGGCAUGGCUUUCAGACAGACCGGCAAGACCACCCAUCUCUUUGUGGUCACAACUGAGAGUGUCAGGGCCUAUGAGUUAAGCCAGAAGGAUUACCCAUACACCGAGUUGGACUCUCACGGCUGUGGCCUGCGUUGCUCUGCGUUGUCUGAUCCCUCUCAAGACAUGCAAUUCGUAGUGGCCGGUAAUGAAUGCGUAUACCUUUACCAGCCGGACGAGAGGGGACCCUGCUUUGCCUUUGAAGGACAAAAGCUUAUAGUACAUUGGUAUCGCGGUUAUCUAGUCAUUGUAUCAAGAGAAAGCCAUGCACCGGACAGGCAGACGCUGACCAUAUAUGACCUGGGAAACAAGUUCAUUGCUUAUAGCUGUGUUCUGAAUGACGUGGUGGAUGUACUGGCAGAGUGGGGCUCUCUCUAUGUUCUUACACGGGAUGGACUCCUGCAUGGCUUACAUGAGAGAGACACGCAAACCAAGCUGGAGAUGCUUUUCAAGAAGAAUCUUUAUGUUAUGGCUAUCUCUUUGGCCAAGGGCCAGCACCUGGACAGUGAUGGACUGUCUGAGAUCUUCCGCCAGUAUGGAGACCACCUGUACAGCAAAGGAGACCACGACGGAGCUAUCCAGCAAUAUAUACGAACAAUUGGGAAGUUGGAGCCGUCUUACGUCAUCCGCAAAUUUCUAGAUGCCCAGCGCAUACACAAUUUGACAGCGUACCUACAGGCAUUACAUUUGCAAUCUCUAGCCAAUGCCGAUCACACCACUCUUCUACUGAAUUGCUAUACUAAGCUAAAGGACAGUGCCCGUCUAGAAGAAUUUAUCAAGGCCAGUGAGGGUGAAGUACAUUUCGAUGUGGAAAUAGCAAUCAAAGUUCUUCGGCAAGCUGGCUACCAUUCACAUGCGCUCUACUUGGCAGAAAAACAUGCCCAUCAUGAAUGGUACUUGAAGAUCCAACUGGAAGACAUUAAGAACUUCCAAGAAGCUCUGCGAUACAUUGGACGCCUGCCCUUUCCUCAAGCUGAGAGCAAUAUGAAAUGUUACGGGAAAAUACUCAUGUCCCAUGUGCCCAACGAGACAACCCAGCUGCUGAAUGACCUUUGCACUGACUUCCCCAAUCCUGGCGGAGGGAACAGGGCAAAUCCUGAAGAAUUCAUUCCAAUAUUUGCUAACAAUCCCUGUGAGCUGAAGACCUUUCUGGAGCAUAUGACAAGAGUGCAGAGCGAUUCUCCUCAAGGAGUUUAUGACACUUUACUUGAGCUACGUUUGCAGAACUGGGCGCAUGAGAACGACCCUCGGGCAAAGCAGCAGCUGCAGAACGACGCCAUGACCCUCCUGAAGAGCGGACGCUUCAAGAACGUGUUUGAUAAAGCCCUAGUCCUGUGCCAGAUGCAUAAUUUUCAGAAAGGAGUGCUGUAUCUGUAUGAGCAAGGCAAACUCUUCCAACAGAUUAUGCAUUACCACAUGCAGAAUGACCAGUACCAGGAGGUCAUCGAAGCCUGUAAGCAGUAUGGGGAGCAAGAGAGCUGUUUGUGGGAGCAGGCACUUAGUUACUUUGCACGCAAGGAGGAAGACUGCAAGGAGCACAUUGCAACAGUAUUGAGGCAUAUUGAAAGCAAAAACCUCAUGCCUCCACUGUUGGUGGUGCAGACCUUGGCACAUAACUCCACCGCCACCCUGUCUGUGAUCAGAGAUUAUCUGAUCAACAAGAUGCAGAAGCUGAGCCAGCAGUCAGAGGAAGAUGAAAGGACUGUCAGUCAGUACCGGGAAGACACUGCUCGCAUCCGCCAGGAGAUCCAUGAAUUACGGAACAGCCCUAAGAUCUUCCAGAAGACAAAGUGCAGCAUCUGUAGCAGUGCUCUGGAGCUGCCAUCUGUACAUUUCUUGUGUGGCCAUUCUUUCCACCAACACUGCUUUGAGAGUUAUGCAGAGAGCGACUCGGACUGCCCCACCUGCCUGCCAGAGAACCGACAGGUGCUUGAUAUGAUCAGGGCUCAGGAAGAGAAGAAGGAUCUGUAUGACCACUUCCAGCACCAGUUAAAGUACUCUCACGAUGGAUUCAGCGUGGUGGCAGAAUACUUUGGCCGUGGUGUAUUCAACAAAUUGACGUUGAUCACAGAUGCCCCUGCAGGGAGGAUAGCUGGGGUGAAAGAGGCAGGACUGCAGCGGGAUCUUCUUAUCAACACCAGGAGAAACAUGUGAUUCGGGGAGGAAUACUGGAUGUAAUGGAGAACUUACAGUCUGUGGUCACUAUGGUCUGGCUCCAUGUCAGAACAGUCACUUGGCAAUCAGAUUAAAGGACUAUGAGCUGAAGUUGUGAAAUGGCAUUUCUCUGGAAUUAGAACUACAGGGAAAUAUCCAGCCGUCAGUGUAAUGGGUCAGGAAGGACAGUAUUUGUGCCUUGUGUUCUGCCUACUCCGUAUAUAUGGUCAUUUAACCACAGCUUUAGGCAAAUUUGAAAAAUAAAUAUCUUUUUCUUGGUUAAUAUGGCUUGGAUUGCGCAGAUUGUUUGUAAUGGUCCUUUUACACAGACCAACAAAGUGGCUAAUUAUUGAGGAUUAGUAGAAAUUGAAGGAGCAAACAGCGAUUCAUCAGGUGAUGUGAUCGUGUCUUUCGGAUGACACCUAAAAUGAUUGUUUCUGUGCAGCAGAUCAUCUUGUACAAAGUAUCUGCUGCCAAGAAAUACUGAAACUGUAGCUAUUCCUUGUUCCUGUACAGAUGAGAUGAUUGCUGCAUGUAAAUGUAGCUCUCAUCUCCCCGAUCAUCAGUAAUGUCUUGUUUGUUCCCAAUAAUCACCUGCUAGUAACUAUACAUUCUGGCAUCAGUCUUAUUAAAAGAGAUAUGUUCAAACUA
Molecule: messenger RNA, 3400 nt
Organism: Bufo gargarizans (Asiatic toad)
Lineage: Eukaryota; Metazoa; Chordata; Amphibia; Anura; Bufonidae
Gene: VPS11
Product: VPS11 core subunit of CORVET and HOPS complexes
Exons: 16
Coding region: 35-2749 (904 amino acids)
Biological process (GO): intracellular protein transport; organelle fusion; vesicle-mediated transport
Cellular component (GO): HOPS complex; endosome
Molecular function (GO): protein binding; protein-macromolecule adaptor activity
Source: RefSeq, a predicted model, not a curated record